AUGGAACGAACCCAAAUGUGGAUGUUUUGGGGAUCCCAGAGUUGCCUGGGGUGUGCAGAAUACCUUGCAUGGAGUCACUAUGUGUGCGAUGCGACACCAGAAGGGGAGGGUUUUCAGUUUCCUUUCGUGGGCAUCUGGACCAAGACGGCUGUUUUGGCCCAAGCAGGUGACACAGCUCAAUCUUUGUGGGAGCGUUACCAUGCCGGGGAGGAGACUUUUGAACUCCUUGCGUUGCAGAGGGUUGCCUCGGGCGUUACCCGUGCGCAGCUCAUCCCAAGUCAUGCCCAUGGGACCCUCAUCAGUGACUCAUCAGGCUGGCCCUGUGUCGUGACGGCAUCACGCUAUGGAGGGAGUGGCAGCGGGGCAGCUGUACCUGGGUGGAACCCUGGACAGGCUGCGGAGGAGUCGUGCGGGCCAACGACGAUCGCCGACGAGCAGGAGACGCGGUGCGGCGCAUCCUGGGUGCCGUGGAAUGCAGACGUGGAGGUGACUUCUGCCCCUUCUGCGGCUCCUCUGACGACGAGCAAUGAGUCGGUCCAGUCUGGGGAUGUCGAGGGGGUGGUCCGGGGAGGUUAUAAGGCACGGGAGAGUGCUGGAACCAGAUCAUCUCCAUCUACAUUCUCAGCCCUGGCUCAACUAGGACUCGCGGUUGCUGCCGGUGCCAUGGCGAGCGGCAAAGGAAGGUACGCUCUUGAGGCCGCGGGUGAAGCAAGCACCUGGGACCCAGUGGAAGUGAGGCAACACUUCGGGUUAGCUGAUGAUAGUGACCUCGCCUAUGCUUUCGAGAACUACCAGGACGCCAUGUCGGCAGGUGGGCUUGCUCUGGCGGCGCAAUGGGCCUCAGCCCGGUCCAAAGCUGAUGAGGGGCUGCUGGCGGCUGGAGCAAGGGCGGUCGAAGACAGUGGCGCUGGCUCAGCAAGAGAUCGAGUCCCUAAGCUGACCGUGAAGCCAAUGAUCCAGCGGAGACAGGGAGUGACCCUGUCUACCAACAGGUACGGGCCUGAUGCAGUGGUGCAGAGGGUGGAGUCCCUUGCGCAGUGUUUCGAAGAAAUGUCUGUGCAGAGGCCGGCCCAUAAGGUGACCGAGGCACGGCUGGAAGAGUGGAGGAAGCAGUUGCGGCGGUUGUCACAACAGAAAGUCACUCAAGCCGAUAGCCAGACGAUCAUCAACGCCAUCCGCACCUGGAAAGAGCUGGCGCAUUACCAGGAGGACAGGGGCCUCGAAGUGGUCGAGGACUUGGACCUGGCAUCAUUCGUUCAGGAUGGCACAGACGGCCCAGCGAGGGCCCUGGCUUCUCUGAAGUGGCUCAACAAAGCAGGCACUAUGGGGUGGAACCUCACCAACAUCCAGCUUCCAGUGGCACCCAAUGUGAGGACGCGGAAGCGGCAGCAGGCAGUGGUUGCCGAGCCAGGCAUGAUCCCCUUCUUGGAGGGAAAGCAGGCACACUCCAGGAAUGGAUUUACCUGGUCAGCCCCGGCCGAGUUCACCAAUGGUUUUCCGUGGGCUCAGAGAGUGAUCGAUGCCAUCAAAGAGCUGCCCGAAGAGAAGCAGCAGACCUGUGGUAUGGCCUUUGACGGGGAAGGGAUCCCCUAUCCUAUCUCGGAGGUCCAGAAGAAGGCCCAGCUCCUUUUCGAGAACCAUGUCGAUGAUGCAAGGAAUAUCACAACAUACACAUGGCGACGGGUAGCACCUACGGUGGGUUUGCUCUCGACCUUCACGGACUUGGAGCUGAACGCAUUAGGAGACUGGAUGAAGCACAUGGCCUAUGCCAUCAUGGCCAAUUUGACCAAGUUUGAGUCUUGGGAAGUGAUCCCAAUGGAUGAUCUGCAUGCUGCAGUGGUGCAGGCAGAAGCAACGGUUGCCAAGAAGAUCAACCAGGACGUGGUCACUAAAUGGCAGGCGAAGGCAUCGCCAACCUCGGUGAAGAGGUCAUUCAACUUCGUUCAGCAGGCCCUCGUGCAGAGAGAUAAGGCCAAGGAAGAGGCCGCUAGGGCAGGCCGCCCGGCAAUGCCCCCGGCCAUAGGGGGGAAGUUGCUCACUAAGUUCCUGAGGAACGGGACCCCACUAUGCGCCCUCUUUCAGUCUGGGAAGUGUGAGGAGGAGCAGUGCCCGGAAGCCCACGUUUGUGCCGUUGUAUCCAGAACUGGACGGGCAUGUGGCGGCAAACAUAGUGCCCACGUCUGCUGGACGAAGAAGGCUCGAUUGGCGGAGGGUACCGUCACAUCUCCGGUGCUACCGCAUCCUUCCACUCAGGAAGAGGCCACGGUACAGGCAGUACCAGGCGGCACAUCAUCGAGCUCCUCAGAAAGCAUAGUUCCAUUGGCCAAGCGGGCAAGGAGACAAGAAGCGCCGGUAACCCCACCAAAGGCCGGGGCGCCGGUGACGCCGCCGAAGGCGCCUGCGGUGGCUCCUGCCCAAGCUAAAGCGGCACCGAAGCUGCAGCCGCAACCAAAGGCCAAGAGAACAGCAGCAGCGGGUGGCGCCUCCACGCCCAAGCAGCCGCCGGUGGCGAAGGCAUCGUCAUCCAGGCCUGCGCUUGAGGUCCAUGAGUCGGGGAUGGUGAUUGAGCGGCCAGCGCACAUCCCGGCGGACGAGGACUUCGUGCUACCUCCUAUGCCGGCAACCCUGAAUCCACCCCAAGAAGAAGUUAUUUGGGAUCGCCUUGCAACGAUCAAGGGGAAGUAUGCUCAGGCCCCAACCAAGGUUCUGGAGAUGAGUUCAGGGGGCCAGUUGUGGCUGGCAGGGCUCCCAACGGCAGCCAACAAACAUCGGUUCCCACCGGCCACCCUGCAGAUCGCAUGCUUCACGGAGAGGCCAGAGGCGCGGAAUGGAGUGGUGCUGCCCAACGCGCUGCUGAGGCGAUUCCCUGUGGCCGUGGCAUCAGAGCGUGCAGAAGCGUGGAAGGAGUUAUGGCCUUUGGUUCUACAGUCCUUGUACUGUGGCGAAGUCAUCGUCACGCACUGCAUUGCGGGUCGCCACCGAGCCGGAGGAGCCACAGCUUUGAUCAGGGCGGUGAUGAUGGGUGAGACCUUUGAGGUCGCUUCGGACUGGAUAGCCCAGAGAAGAGACACCGAUGUGCCUGGCUUCUGCAGAGACAAAGAGGCCGCCAAGUGGCUGCAGGAAGCCGUGAAGAACACGAAGCGGAGGGACCGCUGGCCACGCCCAUCGGGAUAUCUGGCAACUCCGAGGAGCGCACUCCAUUUGCAGGGCUUCAAGCAUGUGCCGCUAUGCAUGCACCACCAGAAGUCGGACAAGGCCCAGCGCUUGACGGACCCAAUGUUCACCGAGGAUGGCGAUGAGGCAGUGCGGACCGACCGUGGUGCAGAGCUUGCUUGGCCCGCGCCCCAGCAUCAUGGCUGCCACGCGAUGCAGGUUCCGAGUGAGUGUAGCAGAGCAGGGCAAGUGACGCCACCUGAAAGCAGGGAGGUCUGUGUCUUCAGCUUUUGCUCAAGACAGCCUAGGAUCCCCAGCCGGGGUCGGGUGAAAGAGCUGCUGCAUGAGGGGCAGUUGCCAGCAGGGGCCAUCUAC
Molecule: messenger RNA, 3528 nt
Organism: Cladocopium goreaui
Lineage: Eukaryota; Dinophyceae; Suessiales; Symbiodiniaceae
Source: the annotation of a GenBank genome assembly